Molecule: messenger RNA, 1329 nt
Organism: Ramularia collo-cygni
Lineage: Eukaryota; Fungi; Ascomycota; Dothideomycetes; Mycosphaerellales; Mycosphaerellaceae
Exons: 1
Coding region: 1-1329 (442 amino acids)
Molecular function (GO): oxidoreductase activity
Source: RefSeq, a predicted model, not a curated record
AUGUUUCAAUUCAAACUUCCGCAGCUACAGUUACCGUCAUGGAGUUUGCCGGGCAGCGGCAUCAAGAUCUCAAAGGCAGAGGUCCAUGAGAUCGAAGAGCGGCCAGAGAAGCGAGCGCGAACAGUUAAGCACCUCAUCAAAGCGAAUCACAUCAAUCACAGUAUCAUCUACAACGAGCUCCGCUUCCACAAUCACACUCCGCACAUACUUGGCUCGGCGUAUAUACUAGGAGCAGACGUGGAGGAGCUGAACCACAUUUACGAGGAAGAAGGCAAGAACUUGGAGCCUUGGAAGGACAGUCCAGGUGAGAUAUCGGAGCAUGACUGGAGAGACUAUCUGGGCAAGAGAGAAUACCAGCGAGCCUGGAUCGACUUUUUCGAGGAUCAGCUAGUUCAACAUGGAUACAACUGGCGUUCAUUGCUCGACGAGUUCCUUCUCUCUGGCAAGGAGCCACUCAUCAACAAUCUCAUAGCCGGUCUGGCGCAUCCCCUCAUUCACCUUGGCUAUGCACACGAGCUCUCCUCCCGAACGGUGGCGAUCGAGGCUCUGGGUCUUGCUGCUUGCUUUUACAACGAGUGGCACGUUUACCUCGAUGAUCCGAAGUAUACAAAGCCUGCCAGCCACCCGUCGGACUCGCUCUUCACCAUUCUUGAUCGAGUGGCAAGUGAUCAAAGGUUUGAUGGCCUCUUUGACCAUCAAGGCCCUGACAAUAUCGAGAAGAUCCUCGGGGAUGAGAAUCUUGCUUCAAUAGCACUUGAGUACUGGAACUCGUGGGAUCUGAAGAAGCCUACAGAACAGUUCGCCGAGUCUCAGAAGCUUGCAGUGGCUCUUGUGGUCGCUGCACAGACCCCAGACAAACCCARAGGCUAUGACUUCUUCGCAGUACACCUUCUGACCAGCUCACACGCCGUUCGCACGCUCCUGCCGCUCCUGCCCAGCAAGCAUCAGAUUCCACUCAUGCGUCAAUGGUGGCUUUUCACGCUGUUGGUGUACAUUGCGCAACAGCGGCCGAAGGUCAACAUUGAUAAGAUCAAGCUUGUCGAGCUCGAUGGCCGUGACUGGAAACACGUUUCUAAUCUGGCCGUCAAGGGCGAAUAUCGCACCGAUGCGCACUACGUCAAGGCCUUGCGAUGUAUGCAUGAGGCCAGCAAAAUCUCUGGCGACCCCAAUCAAUUCUACCUCAAGGCUGCGGUGAAGAUGGGUGAGGAAUUUGCAGGAUGGGGAGGCUUCGGUUCUGCCAUUGCCGAGGAGGAGGCCCAUACAUCAUCAUCGAAGCGCAGCAGGCGAUUCUCGGACCAAGCUGAGGGCGUGUAUGAGUACGACACUUGA